Messenger RNA from Oldenlandia corymbosa var. corymbosa, 3546 nucleotides. The record is from the annotation of a GenBank genome assembly. Lineage: Eukaryota; Viridiplantae; Streptophyta; Magnoliopsida; Gentianales; Rubiaceae.
AUUCCCCACAACAUGUAUAACACACACAAAAAAUAACAAUUUGUAUCUGAAUUAUGACAACAAAAUACUAAUAAUAAAAACCUCAAAACAGUGUUGGUUGUUGGUGUUGGGCUGUGUAAUGUAAUCUAGUUGUUGUUAUCCAGUGCAGGCUUUUACUAAGUAGUACUACUACUUAUUAAGUUUUUGGGUUAUAACCUAAUCCAAAUAUCACCACCCCACACACACACACACACAGACCGAUUCCAGCAAGCAAAAACUGACCCUUCUUCGUCCGUUCCCUGAAUUCCCCUUCCCCCCAAUUGCACAUUUCGUCCGUAGUUUACUUCCUCAAAUACGUACUUCUUUUGGCCUUGAAUCCAACACCCACCAUUAAAUUUUUGUUGCAGCAGCACUAAAUAAAACCAAUACAAAAAACACAAAAACGUAGAUGUACUUCAAAUUCAAUUUCUACUUGGGAAGCCUUAAUCAGAACGCUCUCAACUACGCGUUUAUCUUUUGGCUCUUUGACUAAUAAGCUCUCUCUUCUCUUGGUCUGGGCGGUCGGGGUCUCUUUUUCUAUGUUUCUUUUGACGGGAUUCCAGGGGAGUUGAAACUGAGAAAGAUUUGGGGGGUUUUUGGGUUUGUUAUCAGUCGUAUUCUACAAGAAGGGAUUUUUUUUUUUUAAUUUAUAUUAGUUUGGAAGAUGAGGACUUUGGUUUCAUCUGAUUGCCCUGGCCGUGGUGGAUUUUUGGUUGUUGAAGCUUAUCCUAAAAGGUAUUCUUCCAAGAUCCCCUCUGAUUUGGUUCUUUUCCUCGGCCUUGGCUUCAUAGAUUGGUAACAUUCGUAUUAGAAUCUAUUACUUCUCAUGUUCUUCUGACCCGCUUUUACUCGGUAGAUAAAACAGAUUUUGUUGCAUCUUUAAAAUCGUGGGUUCUUUGCAACAAAGAUUAUGGAUUUGAUGGCUCUGAUUCCUUGUCUCUCUUUUCUGUCGAGAGGGAUGAUGGAGCUUCUUGGGUUUGGGUUGGAUUUAGUCUUCAUCUAGCAUUUGCUUGUUUGCCUCUCUAGACCCAUUUUUAGUCUUUCUACUUGGAAAACCUUAUACUAUUUGGUGUCGUUUUACUAUGGUCUUUUCUGUUAUUCGUUUCAUUUCUGGCCACCUCUGGUUUUAGGACUUUUAGAAGCCUCUUUGUUUUUCCCCUUAUUCUUGAUUCAUAGUAUUACCGUCUGGGCAAUUAUAAUCAGCUGCUUAUCACGGGUUUCAAAUUUGAGGUGUCCGUAUUGAAUAGUGGGAACAUUUGGUCCUCUGAUGAGUUAGUAUAGAGUUGUGAUGGAGGUGGGUUGCAGUAGUUGGGACUGAUAUUAUGUAUUUCAAGAUUUCGUUUUUGUGAAAAUUAUCUUGGGGUUAGCAUCGAUUGCUAGCGUUUAACCUCAAGAGGAAUUAGACAUUGUGAGAUGGUAGAUACUCUUCUAACCGCGUUGUCAAUGGAUAACUAUCACCCUUCAACCAUGUUAUCUAUGGAUUCAAGUGCCUCAUCGUCACAUGAUGAAUUGGACCUUGAAAUGAAUCGCCAAAUUGUUUUGGCCCGUCCACCACCUGAUAUCAAUUUGCCCCUCCGCGCUGACCGUAGUUCUCCGCAGCCAUGGAAUCCAGAACAUUGUGCCAUUCUCGAGGUUGGCCUUGGGUCUCAAAUGUAUGAAACAGAAACUUUUCUCACUGCCCCUAAGGUUGGUAGAAAAUGCACUAAAAGGGGGGAUAGCAUCUGGGGUGCUUGGUUUUUCUUUAGCUUUUAUUUUAGGCCAGUAUUGAAUGAGAAAUCAAAGGCCAAGAUUAUAAGGGAUAGCAACGGACUUUCUGGGUUUGAUAAGUCUGAUUUGCAGCUUGAUGUUUUCAUGGUUCAGCAUGAUAUGGAGAACAUGUACAUGUGGGUUUUCAAGGAUAGGCCUGAGAAUGCAUUGGGUAAAAUGCAACUUCGGAGUUAUAUGAAUGGGCAUUCACGUCAAGGAGAGCGGCCAUUCCCCUUUAGUGUUGAAAAAGGGUUUGUCCGAUCUCAUAGAAUGCAGCGGAAGCAUUACAGGGGCCUUUCAAACCCUCAAUGUGUUCAUGGGAUUGAGGUAGUUCCAUCCCCAAGUCUUUUGGGCCUUGACGAAGAUGAAAGAAAAAGGUGGGUGGAACUCACUGGGAGGGACAUAAACUUUAUUGUUCCACCUGAAGCCAGUGACUAUAGUUCGUGGAGAAAUAUGCCGAAUACAGAAAUUGAGCUUGAGAGACCUCCACCUGCAAUAAAGAGCAAUGCUCAUCCUCAAUCAAAAAAGUUACUUAAUGGCUCAGGAUUGAAUCUAGCCACUCAACCUUCUAGCCACAGCAAUGGGGAUUCGAUGGAUACUUCACCUCCUAGCAACAAAAGGAGGAAGGAGUUUUUCUUACAUGGAAAUGAAGAGGAUUGCUGUCUGGCCGUAAGUCCUCCCGAUAGAAUUCAUGAUUUGGAUACUCAUCCAAGUGGGCCGAACUGGCUGCAUGAAUUCAGUGGUGUCCUAAGGCAUGCCUAUGGCCCUGUUACUGCUGCAAAAUCUAUCUAUGAAGAUGAAGAUGGCUACUUGAUCAUAAUGAGCAUGCCUUUUAUUGAUCUCCAAAGGGUGAAAGUUUCUUGGCGCAAUAAUCCCACUCAUGGGAUUAUCAAGGUUUCUUGUGUGAGCACAUCAAGAAUGCCAUUCAUCAAGAGACAUGACCGAACCUUUAAGUUGACGGAUCCUGCUUCCGAACACUGUCCUCCAGGGGAAUUUAUCAGAGAGAUAGCACUUUCAACUCGCAUACCCGAAGAUGCUAACAUUGAAGCAUAUUAUGAUGGAACAGGGAUGGUGCUCGAGAUUUUGGUGCCAAAACUUCGAGAAGGACCAGAAGAACAUGAAGUUCGUGUAUGCCUACGCCCUCAUCUUGGGUCUAAUGAUCUCAUGUUGACCUAGAGGUACAUUAGAAGAUCUCUAUUGUGGUGCUUCAUUCUGUGCUGACUUUCCAAGAAAUCAAUGGGGCAAAAAAUGUGCCUCAAAUUAGGUUUAUGUUUUCAAUAUUAGUCAUGUACUUUAUUCUGUUGUUUAGUCAUCUAAGUAUCCUGCUAUCAUAGAUUAUAACAUCUUUUUGCUGUUGUAAUCACAUAAUAUGUAUUGCACAUUAAGCAGUUAGUACGUUCUUGUAUCCGUUUUUACUGUAUGCUCCUCUUGGUUUCGACUUUGCUCUGUUCUUUCAGUAUCAGUUUUUGGCUUUUUGCUGAUCGAUCAUGUGGAGUGCCCCUAUAACAAAGGGCAAUUCGUUAUUACACCUAAUUUAUCCUCUUAUUCUUUCCUUUUCCGGUUUUUCGCUUCUAAGAAGAUAUCUUAUGCUCGAACUCUGUAAUGUGCUAGUGUAUUUUUGAUAAUAGGCAGUGUCCCUGCAUCAAAUUGCAAAUAGGAUUUUCUUUUUCCUUGUGGCUCAUGUGGCUGGAAGAAUUCCUGCGCUUCUUCUCUGGCCUCAACUUUCAAAUCCAAAUCGAAUGGAAAAGAAAAGGUCCACAAUCACAGCAGCUGCCCUGCCUU